UUGUUUUCUAAAAUAACAAAAAUAACAAAAAAUAAUCAGCUGAAAAACACAUAAAUAAUUUGAUCGAGUGCAAAUUGUGAAAGUAGAAGAAAUAACAGUGUAAAAGGGUUUCACUUGGAAUUGAUGUGGUUGCUCGUUGGGGCCAACGGUAGAUCAGAUCCAAAUUACAUGUCUCCAUAGCUUAUGCUUAAACGACUUUGAAAUCCCCAAAUUAUUACGACGGGUUUUCGGUUAGGGUUAGGGUUACGAAUUCACUCUUCCGGCCAUGUACAGCGAUGGCGAAACUCAUGAUGCUCCCCAGAGCCAGAGGAAAAUACCCCCUGCAUCCUCCAUGUUGUGGGUCCGCAACCUUCGUCGUUUCAUUGGAUCCGGUGCCGGUCUCGGAUCCGAAGCUUUGAUGGAGCUUGAAACAAAAAGAAUUUUGCUUGACAUUUUUAAAGAAAAGCAGAAGAGAAGCGCUGAAGCUGGUGCAAUUCCCAGUUUCUACAAGAAGAAACCUGAAGAGGGAUCAAUCAGUCAUAGAGUCCAGAGAUUGGCGAAGUAUCGAUUUUUGAAGAAACAAUCAGAUCUUUUGCUGAAUGCUGAUGAUUUGGAUGCAAUGUGGGUGUGCUUAAGAGAAAACUGUGUGAUUGAUGAUGCUACUGGUGCAGAAAAGAUGAAUUAUGAAGAUUUUUGCCACAUUGCCUCUGUAUGUACAGAACAAAUAGGUCCUAAAUGCCGACGAUUCUUUAGUCCUUCUAACUUUAUGAAGUUUGAGAAAGAUGAGCAGGGAAGGAUUGCCAUUCUACCAUUUUACCUUUACGUGAUGCGUACGGUUUCACUUACACAGGCAAGAAUUGAUAUGAGUGAGCUUGAUGAGGAUUCUGAUGGUUUCCUUCAGCCACAUGAAAUGGAGGCCUAUAUACGAGGUCUUAUACCCAACUUGGCACAAUUACGUGAUAUGCCAGGCGCCUUUGUUCAAAUGUAUUGUCGUAUUGCUGCACACAAAUUCUUCUUCUUUUGUGAUCCUCAUAGACGAGGAAAAGCUUGCAUCAAGAAAGUACUGCUUAGUAAUUGUCUUCAGGAACUAAUGGAGCUUCACCAGGAAAGUGAAGAAGAAGUCACAGACACAGAACAAGCUGAAAACUGGUUCUCUUUGACUUCUGCCCAACGUAUAUGUGAUAUGUUUCUUGCUCUUGAUAAGGAUUCAAACGGGUCAUUGGGUAAACAAGAGCUGCGCGAAUAUGCAGAUGGAACCCUGACUGAAAUUUUUAUUGAGAGAGUAUACGAUGAACAUGUUCGCCGUGGAAAGAGUGGUGGUGGAAAUGUCCGGGAGAUGGAUUUUGAUAGUUUCUUGGACUUCGUUCUGGCUUUAGAAAAUAAAGACACCCCAGAAGGCUUGACAUACUUGUUUCGCUGUCUUGAUCUUCAAGGGAGGGGUUAUCUUACUACAGCGGAUAUUCACUCUCUUUUCAGAGACGUACACCAUAAAUGGAUUGAAGGUGGCAACUAUGAACUUUGUAUUGAAGAUGUACGGGAUGAAAUCUGGGAUAUGGUUAAGCCAAAAGAUCCCCUCAAGAUAACAUUGGCUGAUCUACUGGGCUGCAAACAGGGUGGAACUGUAGCCAGCAUGCUCAUAGAUGUGCGUGGUUUCUGGGCUCAUGACAACAGAGAAAAUCUUCUACAAGAAGAAGAAGAGCCAGAAGAAGAAUAGCUCUCUGGUCAGGAUCACGCUAACAGAAAGCUGCUGCCUUAAUUUAACCUCGUAAUGUAACCCUCGUGCUGUGAAAUUAGUUGUAUUCAUCUGAAUGUUAACUGUAAAAACACCAUAAAUUAGUGUAUCUAGCCAUUGGUUCGUAGUGAGAACUUGAACUUAUUGUUGUAGCCUUAAUGCUUUUGUAAUGAUUGAAUAUAAAACGAAUAAUAUCGGUUUGUUGUCAAUGACUCAAUGGUAUGUUACGUCCAAUAUUUUCUCA
Molecule: messenger RNA, 1955 nt
Organism: Cicer arietinum (chickpea)
Lineage: Eukaryota; Viridiplantae; Streptophyta; Magnoliopsida; Fabales; Fabaceae
Product: probable serine/threonine-protein phosphatase 2A regulatory subunit B'' subunit TON2
Biological process (GO): cortical cytoskeleton organization; microtubule cytoskeleton organization; regulation of dephosphorylation
Cellular component (GO): spindle
Molecular function (GO): calcium ion binding
Source: RefSeq, a predicted model, not a curated record